Messenger RNA from Spirometra erinaceieuropaei, 981 nucleotides. The record is from the annotation of a GenBank genome assembly. Lineage: Eukaryota; Metazoa; Platyhelminthes; Cestoda; Diphyllobothriidea; Diphyllobothriidae.
AUGAAGAAGCGAGCCGAGUUGAAUGAUAAACUGCAAUCCCUUCUCUGUCCUACCGACAAGUGCAGCAUGUCUGCGAGAGUCGUUAACCUUUCGAAAAGGAGUCUAACACCCGCCGAGAUAAGCCUACUGUCAAAAGGACUUAAAUUCAAUCAUACCGAUGCAGCACCAACAAACUUCCUAGCGAGUCUUGAAUCCGUCCUACUGGUUUCUGCUAUCCCUGAAGACGUGCGUGCGGACAUACGCAGUUGUGCCAGUGGUCUUCUUCGACAAAGGAAACGUCACCGUAACUUGACCAUGGAUGAAGAAAAAAGGUUGCGAUCUCUGAAGACUGAUGACAGUAUCGUGGUUGUACCUGCUGACAAAGGAGGCGCAACCGUCAUCAUGGACAAGGCUGAUUAUGUUCGAAAAGCAAAUACUAUUUUUAAUGACAGGGUAGCUUACGCACCACUCGCUGAGGACCCCACGAAGAAGCAGGCCGCGGUUAUAAAGAAGAAGGUGAAUGAACUCGCUCGACUGAAGCUGAUUAACCCAAAUGACUCCAAAUGCAUGACUCUCACUGAUCCCCGUAUCGCGCAUGCCUAUGGCCUUCCAAAAGUGCACAAACCAGACGCACCAUUGAGGAUAAUAGUGCCACUCAUCGGGUCGCCCACUUACAACCUAGCCAAAUGGCUUUACAGGCAUCUGAAGCACCUCGCUGAUGGAUCACAAUACAGCAUCACAAAUUCUCAGGCAUUCCUUCAAAGGAUUGAAGGUCUUAAAGUAAGUCCUGAUGAAAGUAUACUAUCAUUUGAUGUUGUCGCAUUGUUUAGCUCAAUACCACAUAACCUUGCCAUUGAGAGAGAGGCCCAUCGCUUACGAGACAAUCCGAUCGACCUUCCAACACAUCACGUUCUAGAAUUGCUUAAGCUCUGCCUCAAUAACUAUUGCCAAUUCGAUGGCGAAUACUACCAGCACACUUCGGGCUUGGGUAUGGCUGGCUGA